GAAGGCGGACGCAGAUUUUGGGGGUCCUUUAUUUUUCUUAGGACCGGGACGUGCAUUUUGCCUUGAUCCAUCCGCUCUGUCCCGGGUCUUCAACCCAGUCUCUCUCGCGAUUGCGAAUUUGAUCCCCGGAGGUUCAGGGCAGAGCUAGGUCUUUCGACCACGAGGGGACAGUUGGGGGACAGGAGAAAUAUUAGGAGCCCUUUUUGGUCAUUUUGGUGGAGACAGGGAGGGGUGGGCUUGAUUUUAUAUUGAGACACCGAGCCGGCUGGAGGGCGAGAAUGCUUUUCCCUGCCAGGACCUGAUGCAAUCCAUUCAAGCCAACAAGUUUGGAGAGAAUGUUGAGUUCAAUCAAUUCAGAACGUCGAGAUGGAGCUCAGCUCACUCCAGUGGGUCGGCUCUCCGUGUGGCUUGCACGGACCGUACAUUUUCUACAAGGCUUUUCAGUUCCACCUUGAAGGCAGACCAAGAAUUUUGUCCCUUGGCGACUUUUUCUUUGUAAGAUGUAAGCCAAAGGAUCCGAUUUGCAUAGCCGAGCUGCAGCUGCUUUGGGAAGAGAGGACUAGCAGACAACUUUUAUCCAGCUCCAAACUUUAUUUCCUCCCAGAAGACACUCCCCAGGGCAGGAAUAGCGACCAUGGCGAGGAUGAAGUUAUUGCAGUUUCCGAAAAGGUAAUUGUGAAACUUGAAGACCUGGUCAAAUGGGCACAUUCAGACUUCUCCAAAUGGAAGUGUGGUCUCCGGGCUGGACCAGUGAAACUUGAAGAACUGAGCAAGAAUGGACCGAAGGAAGCUUUGCUCAAAUACAGGCAGUCGACCUUGAACAGCGGACUCAACUUCAAAGACGUUCUAAAGGAAAAGGCAGACCUUGGUGAGGACGAUGAAGAUUCCAAUGUGAUCGUUCUCAGCUAUCCCCAGUACUGUCGCUACCGCUCCAUGCUGAAGCGUAUUCAAGACAAGCCAUCAUCAGUGCUGACAGACCAGUUUGUGUUAGCGCUGGGUGGAAUUGCCGUGGUCAGUAAGAAUCCACAAAUUCUUUACUGUCGGGACACUUUUGAGCACCCAACUCUUAUAGAAAAUGAGAGUAUAUGUGAUGAAUUUGCGCCAAAUCUUAAAGGAAGGCCUCGCAAAAAGAAACCGUGCCCUCAGAGAAGAGAUUCGGUAAAUGGCCUUAAGGAUUCCAGCAGUAAUUCAGAUGGCAAAACAAUUGCCAAGGUGAAAUGUGAGGCCAGAUCAGCCUUGGCCAAGCCCAAGAAUAACCACAGCAGCUGUAAAAAGGGCCCAAUGAGGAGAAAUCAAAGGUUGCCAUUGGGAGACUGCCGGGCAGAAGAGCAGGCCUUCCUAGUGGCCCUUUACAAGUACAUGAAAGAAAGGAAGGACCCGCCUAUAGAGCGCAUCCCCUACUUAGGAUUUAAACAGAUCAACCUUUGGACUAUGUUUCAAGCUGCUCAAAACCUGGGAGGAUAUGAAACAAUAACAGCCCGCCGACAAUGGAAGCAUAUUUAUGAUGAAUUAGGGGGUAAUCCAGGGAGCACAAGUGCAGCUACGUGUACACGCAGACAUUAUGAAAGAUUAAUACUACCGUAUGAAAGAUUUAUUAAAGGAGAGGAAGAUAAGCCCCUGCCUCCCGUAAAACCUCGAAAACAGGACAACAGUUCCCAGGAGGGGGAAAACAAAACAAAACUGCCCGGAACCAAACGCAUCAAAAGUGAAAACCCAAAGAACAAAAAAGAAAAAGAUCACGCUGCAAAACCCCAGGACACACCAGAGGUCUCAUCAGAGCAAGAGAAGGAGAUGCCAGAUCAGAGAAGUCUGACCGCACCCCUCGCUGCUGGAGAAUUGAAGAAACAGAUGGAAGGAAUCCCGGCAGAGGUGCUCGCGUCUGGAGCAGACCCAGAAAAAGGAGACUUGAAGGACCAAGGUUCAAACAAGGAGAAAGCAGAGGAGGCCAAGGAGAAAGAGGGCACUCCCUCCUCCCUAAAUGUUUCAGUGAUCCCCGAGGAGGAGCCAACCCAGAUCCCAAUGGGGGGCCAAGAGCUCCACCCGUCUCCGGACAUCCUUGUUGACAUGAAGCAAGAGCCCCAAACCUGCAGUUUUACAGAGAGCCCUGAAAACGAGCUUCAGGAAACCCCCUUCGGAAGUUUCCCCACCAUGCCUUUGGCGGGCCAGAAUGAAAUGGAAGACGACAAGCUGCCCGUGAUGGCCGAUUACAUCGCUAACUGUACCGUGAAAGUGGACCAGCUCGGCCAUGAUGAUAUCCAUGAUGCUCUGAAACAGAACCCAAAGGUCCUCGUGGUCCAGUCGUUUGACAUGUUCAAAGAGAAGGAGUUGACGGUGCCCCAUGAUGACCCCGCAUUUAACUACACCCCCUUGCUUUACUCCCGGGGUAAUCCAGGCAUCAUGUCUCCACUGGCGAAGAAAAAGCUUCUGUCGCAGGUGAGCGGGGCCAGUCUGUCCAGCAGCUACCCCUAUGGCUCCCCUCCCCCUUUGAUCAGCAAAAAGAAACUGACUAGCAGAGAUGAGCUGUGUUCCGGUUUGUCCCAGGCCCAUCACGGUCCCAGUGCAGACCACAUGGUAGUCAGCCGGCCAUCGGUCAUUCAGCACGUGCAGAGUUUCAAAAGCAAGACUUCUGAAGAAAGGAAAGUCAUUAAUGAAGUCUUUAAGCAUGACAAAUUAAGUAAACCAGAUCCCCACCGCUGCAGUUUCUCCAAACAUCACCUUAAUCCACUCACGGAGUCCUAUGUACUGAAGUCAGAUCUCGAGGAGAGCAAAGACAAACUGAUGGACAAAAGGACACUCCAGCAUUCCCAUGUGCCCAGCUUUCUGGCAGAUUUCUAUUCCUCUCCUCAUCUACACAACCUUUACCGACACACGGAACACCACCUCAAUAACGAACAGACGUCUAAAUAUCCCUCCCGAGAUAUGUAUAGAGAGUCAGAAAAUAUUUCUACUUUCCCUUCACAUAAACACCAAGAAAAACUCAAUGUGAAUUACCACACGUCUUUGCAUCUGCAGGACAAAAAGACAGCAUUGGAAGCCUCUUCUGAUGAUCAGCCCACAGAUUUGAGUCUUCCAAAGAGCGCGCAUAAGCAGACUGGAAAGGCCCUGGGCCUGGCUCAUUCAUCAGUGGGACAACAGGAAGGCAAAACUGUCUCCCAGUUUCAGAUUAUGAGCAGCCAGACAAAUCGAGACUGUAACCCCAAAGCCUGCCGAGUGUCCCCCAUGACCAUGUCGGCCCCCAGAAAAUAUGCUGAAUCGCUUCCUAGGUCUGGAAAGCCUCACCAUGUGAGACUGGAAAAUUUAAGGAAGAUGGAGGGGAUGGUUCAUCCAAUGAUACACCGCAAAACAAGCCCCCAGAAUGUCGGCGCAGCACGGCCUUUAAAGAGGAACCUGGAGGGUUUGGAUGUCGUGAUCUCGGGGAAGAAGAUCCGUGCGGUGUCUCCCCUGGAUCCCUCCAAGGACAAGGCCUCAGAGCAGGACGGCGAAAGUGUGAAGCCGGCUCACGGCAGCCAUGCCAGCAGCACGUUGGAGAGCCACAAGCUCCCCCUCUCUUCUCCUAUCUUCACGGGCUUGUAUCCGGGAACCCUGUGUUCAGGUCUCAAUUCCCGCGUCCCGGCUGGAUAUUCUCACCCUUUGCAGUACUUGAAAAACCAGACUGUGCUCUCUCCGCUCAUGCAACCCUUGGCUUUCCAUUCGCUUGUGAUGCAACGUGGAAUCUUCACAUCCCCAGCAAAUUCUCAGCAGCUCUAUAGACACUUAGCUGCGACCACACCUGUAGGAAGCUCCUACGGGGAGAUUUUGCACAACAGCAUCUACCCUUUAGCUGCUAUAAACCCUCAGGCGGCCUUCCCAUCUUCCCAACUAUCAUCUGUACACCCCAGUACAAAACUGUAAACUUAGCCUUCCAAAGCAUCUAAAUGAAAAUGUCAAUCUCGUAGCUUCUCUCCUUACCCCAUGAUGACAUCUUGAAGAAGGAGAAGUCCGUAUUCCUUCUGAACUAGGGCUCAGGAACCACCCUGGGAAUCGAAAGGAUAGGUCUCUUUGAUUGGGGUGAGGCUUUGCUUUGGCUAGGUCAGUCUAGACCCCUUUCCCAUAUCAAUGACCUCCCCAGCCUCCAAAUCAUUUCACUUUGCACACGAGUUUUGUGAAGGGAUUUACAACGUCCAAAAAUUGCUAAAAGAGACCCUCAUCUAUCUGCCCUCAGAUUGUUGGGCCUGAGCUAGAAAGGUGGCAUUUCAGAGGAGGGGAAAAGGAAGACUGGUGAAUCCACACCAUCAAGGGAUGCCCAUCUUUGGGUAACUUGCUUGACUUUUCAAGGUUAAAUCAAUGCAAUGUAUAGUGAAUCUGCAAUCGAUCUUUCCUUUUGACACUAUUAAGCCGGAAAAGUAAACACUGUUCAACUAACUGUAUAGACUUGCUUCUUAAAAGGUACCUGUAUUUGUUUGUUCACAUAAUUUAUAUACAGGUAAUUCCUUUUCCUUCUUCCUCCCCAGUUUAUUCUGUCCUAUUUUUUUUUUAAUUAAACAGUAUCAUUUUGUUGGCAGGUCUUUUUGUUUCUGUUUCCUGAUUUUUUUGUUUUGUUUUGUUUUGUUUUUAAAAGGCUGUCCUAGUUGUCGAUGUGUAAAUAUAUAUAUAUUUUUCCACAUCUUAUCAUUUGGAGCAGCUUUGGGUGGUAAAGUUAUUGUUUACAAAUUGAAGCAACCAAUUCAAGUGGAACAAAUGGAGAGAAAGAGAGAGAGAGAGAGAUUGAGAGAGAGAGAGAGAGAGAGAGAGAGAGAGGUCAGAUCACACGAUGGUGCAAACCAAGUUCAUUUUUCAAUCUGCAAUUUAAGGAUUUUGUUCCUCCUCCACGGCAGGGCCGAAAGAGCUUCUCCACUGUGUACCCAGCCAAAGGCUUUGCUUUGAAGUGUUGGGUUUUGUGAAAAUGUUCAGCGUUGUACUUACCUUCUCUAGGCUGUGAAGCUGUCCUACAUACCAGAGGAAUCAUCAAAACAGAAACUACAGAAUAACAACCAAAUCCAGAGGACAUAUUUGUGGCCUGUACAGAUAUUUUAGGAAUUCCAGAAAUUAAAACAGGAGCCAAGAUGAUCUCAACUGAUUUGGGGUCGAAACCCUUUAAGAGUCUGGAGAAAGGAGGGCUGGGGGCGGGGGUUGGGGGGAGGCCGAAUGGGACUGACUUAACUGAAGAGAAUGACUAGACAUCAGACACCUUCUCCCAGCUGAGCUGUCCGUAGUGUCAUCACUGGCCUGGUCCAGUUGACCUCUUACAGAUGCAAAGAAGAGCCCACUGCCACCAUGUCAUCAUGGCUAUUGAUUUCAAUUGAAUUGUUUAAUUACGCACAUAAAAAAGAAACUCAUCUUUGGUUGCAAAGGCAGUGUUGUCAUGGUGGUCAUUCUAACCAAUGGCCUAUCUGGCAACAGAUUUUGCUUGAUGUUUGCUUCUGUCGUCCGAAAUAAAUGCUCACUCUGGUCAAGCCGUGGAAAGAUGUGGAUGAUUUGUUUUGCCUCUGUGUUACGUGGGCUACUGAGAUGUAACCACGGAUGCAUUUUGUUUUCAGGAUGUUUUGUCAGUCAAAGAAAAUGGUGGGUUUCCUUUCGGCCUCCCCUGAGAGUUCAUCCUCCUAUAUCCAUUGAUGAUCAUUUUGUUAAAGCCCUCCCCUCCCCUCUCCCCCAUGGUUUCCCGUAGACAUUAGUCCCCUAGAUAACUGAGGUUUUUUGUUGUUGUUGUUUUUCAUUUGGGGUUUUUUUUCCCUCUGAGAUGUUUUGUUGUAUGAAAAUUGAUGACAAUUUUCAACUUCUAAAUAAGCAACUCGCCUGCAGACUUUUCAGAACUGGUAAAGGCUCUAGAACAAAGCCAUGCAUGCAAUGCAUUUAUUUGUAUUGAAACGUCACCGCGACAUAAAGCCAAAUAUCUAAUGUAACAUACUUAAUAUCCAAAGGUAAAAACAGAGGAAUGUAGUCAUCCAGUGGUCAAAGUUCCAUUUGCUUCAAUUAAUUACUUACCUUCCUGUGGAAAAAAAACAAACACGUGUGUGGGUGUAUGUGUAUAUAUGUAUAUAUGCCCAUAUAUACAUAUAUAGGAGAGAAUAUUAAAUAAACUAAUAGACUUUAGGUUAGACAUGUGUGAGUGCAUAUUAUCCUGCUGUUGCACAAGAGAGUGAGAGAGAGAGAGAGAGAGAACAUCGCAAUCCCAGCUGGUUUCCUUCCAGCAGGGACGCAUAAGGAAGUUGCACUAGAUAUGAAUCGUGACAGAACUAGAGAAUAUGAAAGAAAAACAAUCCCAUGGCCAUUCCAUAGUCAACGAGCUUGUUUUUUUAAAAAAUGGGAGCUUCCCUUUUUGGGGGGUUGCCUAUAAAUUGUGGACCUGGGGGUAUUUGUUUUCCGCAAUGCACUGAUCUCACUUUGGUUCCAUCAGGUUGGAAUUGGGUCAUGCCAUUUUCAAAUCGCGUUCAUAAAAGCCAGCAUUCAUUUUUCUCGUUUGUUGCAAGAGGAGACUCACUGUUUCUCUCUGAGGGAGAUCAUAAUGCUAAGUAAAACCUCAGGACCACUAAGGAGAAAUGGUGGAACUCCCUCCAGGAGCAGCAUUAUUAUUAUUAUUAUUAUUAUUAUUAUUAUUAUUAUUAUUAUUAUUAUUAUUUGUUGUUGUUGUUGUUGUUGUUGUUGUUUUAAUCUCAACCAGAAUCUUGGAAUUCUUUCUCUCAAAAGACCAUUGAAUUCCUCAUUGGCUGAGAAAGGCCUUUUUUUUUUUUUUAAAAGUCUUACACGGGGCUUUGUUUGUAUUGUUUGAGUCCAAGGGGCCUUAUUAUUGAAUGGAGUUGUGCAAGCCUUUUGUUGUGCAACCAAACCAUUGUUAUUGGUAGUUUUGUAAAGGAAACUGUGGAAUCUAAUGGGCAACAGAGUCAUAAAUCUAUUUACUGAGAACAGCUUCCAAGAAAUGUUGCAAUUCCAAAUGCACUAAGUUCAUGAUUCAUUGGAUAUUUUGGAGGUUAUAAGAUUUAAAUAACAACCCUCCCCCACCACCAAAAAAAGAAAGAAAGAAAGAAAGAAAGAAAGAAAGAAAGGAAAACACAAAAACAACUCUUGGCUUUAACAAAUUCAAUUUUAAAAAUAGAGCCCAGUUGAGUUUCAGAAUUCAGUGUCCUCCUAGUAAAUGAUUAGAAUGUGGAAUAUUUGCAACAAGACUGUUUUAUUUAGUUAGUUAUUGGAGACUCUCAGUUCAUGUUUAUCGGAGCAUAAAGAGUGGUUUGUUCAAGCCCAAUAUUGACUUUACAAUUUACUGAACUGGUGCAUGAGUUCUUAAGUACUGUAUCUUACUAUGUUGCUGUGUCUCAUGGAAGUUUUGAGUUGGUCCUACAAAAAUCUUUUAUGUAGUGUGCCUUCAAAGAGAGCAGUUCAUUUUUCUCUUCACUGAUUGUUCCAUACGGUCACAUUUUGUGGUGGUCAGCCAAGUCCCAUCUGGUCCGAUUUUCCAAUUGUCCUGAUCUUAACGAGGAAUGGGAAUGAUUUCACUCUGGCGAGACCCACACCAUUGAAAUGAUCAUCAUAAGCACUUAACUCCAGUGUUGGCUGUAAAUGUAUUUGAUAUUCUGCUUGUCUCCCUAUGGUUGAAAUAUGUUUGAAGAAAAGGCAGCAUAAUCUCUUGGCUGUUUAUACUUUUUUAAACUUUUCCUUUGUUGUAAAUAUUGUAUACUUUUGGUGAUUCGAGUUAUGUAACCUCUAUGCUCUGUAAGGUGGUUAUUUGUAUAUAGUAAAGUGGCCCAGUGAUAUUAGAGACUUUCCCAUGGAGGAGGUUAUUGAGUAACCUCUGCAUUAGUCUGAACACUACCAGAAAUAAAGCUGAGCCAACUAUAAACACUCGAUUUUGUAUGUUUUCCAAAUUGUACUUAUUAAUGCUUUUGAUACUGUAUCACGUGCCAAUAGUUUCCCAAUCACAUAGCAGGCAAGAGAUAUUUUGUACUUUUUGAUCCACUGUCAUAUUUAAUAAAAAAUGUUACUAUCUGUU
Dromiciops gliroides (monito del monte) is the source of this 7999-nucleotide messenger RNA. RefSeq names its product AT-rich interaction domain 5B (gene ARID5B). The transcript is spliced from 10 exons. Lineage: Eukaryota; Metazoa; Chordata; Mammalia; Microbiotheria; Microbiotheriidae. Gene Ontology annotation, biological process: regulation of transcription by RNA polymerase II. The record is from RefSeq and is a predicted model, not a curated record. The coding region runs from base 367 to 3891 and encodes 1174 amino acids. Gene Ontology annotation, cellular component: nucleus. Gene Ontology annotation, molecular function: transcription cis-regulatory region binding.